CCAGCGGCACCAAAGAAAGCUGCUCCGUCCAAGAGGAAUCAGAUUUUUUCUUUUUUUCUUUGGAGGUUUGAAGAGGUUUGUGGUUCACUCCUGCUGUAGUCAGAGCUCGGAGUUUGGGAGUGUUGGACGGGAAUGAGGGUUUGAAGCGACACAUGACAGCUCUCCUGCUGCAGUAUGAGAGGUUUGUAAAAGGACGUGAAAUCGACGACACUCUCGGAAAGGAGAUGGAGGAGCCAGAAGAUAAUUGUUACUGCUCGGGCUGUGGAGGAAAAAUCCAAGACUCGUUUCAGAUGAAAGUCCUACAAGAUACCUGGCACAACGACUGCUUUCAAUGUUGUGUUUGCUGCGACCACCUGACUAACUGGUACUAUGAGAAGGACGGGAAGCUGUACUGCCGCAAACACUACUGGGAGAAGUUUGGAGAGCUCUGUCAUGGUUGCUCUCUGCUCAUGACUGGACCCACAAUGGUGGCCGGAGAACACAAGUACCACCCCGAGUGUUUUGUGUGCCUGAGCUGCAGAGUGGUGAUUGAGGACAUGGAUACCUACGCUUUAGUCGAGAGGUCGAAACUCUACUGCGGAAAGUGCUACAAGCAGGUCGUCCUCACGCCCAUGCUGGAAAAACGUUCACACGACUCGAUCCUAGACUCGCUGCCCCACACGGUGACCCUCCUGUCCAUGCCCUCCGCCGCCAACGGCAAAAGGGGCUUCUCCGUGACGGUGCUGAGGGACGUCAGCGGCUCAGCGAGCGUUCAGGUCAAAGAUGUCAAAGGGAUGCUUAUUAGUCCAGAGGUGCGAAAUGCCAUCCAUGCUGGAGACAGGAUCCUGGAGAUUAAUGGCCUUCCUGUGGAGACGUUGAUGGAGGAUGAGGUGGACGAUCUCAUUCACCGCACCAGUCACACGCUGCAGCUGCUCAUCGAGUACGACCCGGUCAGGCAGCGCUUGGACCGGCUCAGACUGGGAUCCCCCAGGAACGAGCUGGGAGUCCCCGCCACCUCCCGCAUGCGUCUGUCCUCGCGUCCCGACGCCGUCCUGGAGAGGACAAACGUGGUCGAUGAAGGCACGCUGAAAAGGAGGUCUUUAAGACGCAGUAACAGCAUAUGUAAGUCACCCGGACCAAAUUCCCCCAACGAGUCGCCUUUUAUUACGCGAGACAUCGGACGCUCCGAAUCUUUGAGGUCCUCCAGUAGCUGCUCUCAUCGCAUCUUCCGGCCGUGUGACCUCAUCCACGGAGAGAUCUUAGGAAAAGGCUUUUUUGGACAGGCCAUCAAGGUGACUCAUAAAGCGACCGGAGAGGUGAUGGUGAUGAAGGAGCUGAUCCGCUGUGAUGAGGAGACACAGAAAACCUUCUUGAAGGAGGUCAAAGUAAUGAGAAGCCUGGAUCAUCCCCACGUUUUGAAGUUUAUUGGUGUGCUAUACAAGGACAAGAGGCUAAAUUUGAUAACUGAGUUUAUUGAGGGAGGCACGCUGAAGGAUUUCAUCAGAGACACAGAACCGUUUACAUGGGAGCAGAGGGUGAGCUUUGCAAAGAGUAUCGCCUCUGGCAUGGCGUACCUUCACUCAAUGAGCAUCAUCCACAGAGAUCUCAACUCUCACAACUGCCUGGUUAAACUGGACAACACUGUCGUCGUCGCUGACUUUGGACUGUCGCGACUCGUCGUGGAGGAUAAAGUGAAACCCCCCCCCGAAAAACCUACCACCAAGAAGAGGGUGUUCAGACGCAUCGACCGAAAGAAGCGGUACACCGUAGUGGGAAACCCUUAUUGGAUGGCACCAGAGAUGCUCAAUGGUAAACGCUAUGACGAGAAGGUGGACGUUUUCUCCUUUGGAAUUGUGUUGUGUGAGAUAAUUGGGAAAGUGUAUGCAGACCCUGAGUGCCUCCCCAGGACUCUGGACUUUGGUCUACAUGUUGGUAAAUUUGUGGAGAAGUUCCUCCCUGAAGACUGUCCACCAGCUUUCUUUCCACUGGCUGUGGCCUGUUGUGACCUCACACCAGACACCCGUCCACCUUUCCAAAAACUCGAGGACUGGUUCGCAGCUCUUUCCCUCAACCAGGAGUUGGGAAUCCCCCUCCCGGCCGAACUGGACGAACUGCAUCAGAGUCUGAGUCGACUCUUCUGGCCUAAAGACGACUCUCCAACCCAGGGCGACGAGCCGCUGACCCCAACGCCAGCGUCUCCGAACUGUUCCAGCGUGGCGGACACCGGCACCUAGCACUUGCACCCCGUUCGGUCCCUCUUUACCUUUUGUGAUGCCUCUGAACUGCUGCACUAAUACUUGUGGAUGAGAAAAAGAGGAAAAAUAGUGUUGAACGUGAGCCAUUUUAGAACUGGAUAACCUUAGGUAGCUGGACCAGUCUCCCUGUGUGGGACCAUAACUCUGAGUACCAGCAAACUGCAAUCAGAGUGAAAAAGACACAUUUCAAAACGACAAGUGUUAGUUACUAAUUUUUCUUACCCGUCUAUGCCGUCUCUCAAUGCACACAUGGGUGUUUUUAAUGUUUACUGUGAUCAAAAUGUAACUUUACUUGGUUUUUAUUCUGUACAGCAGCGUAUUUAUGAGGCCGCAGCAGUUUUGUUUUCCUUCCUCUGAAGUUGUUGUUGUUGUUUGCUGCGUGAGGGCAUGCAUCGGCUAGUCCUUAACCGAACGUGGCUCUACUUGACUUCAGCAGCAGAGAAAACAAAGAUCCCGCUGAUUGGCGACCCAGAAAUCAGAGCAGGGCAUGAGGAAAACCACUUCCAAGCAGCUCUGUUCUCAUUUCUUUAUAUUCUAAUGACUUUAAUUGAUUUCUCACAGUGAUGACGAACACUAUUUAGGACAAGAGAGCUCUUUGGAAACGUAUGACUGUUUUAAAUAAUUGUCAGGACAAAAUCAUAUAACAACCUGCUUUGUACAGUCAGAGUGGUUUUGUUUUCUUAAGAAGUGUAUAUAAUUAUGUACAUAUUAUACCUCUAAUUUGAUUUCAUUUUUCUAAUGGGAACUCUAGAUUUGUAGAUUUUUUUUUUUUGACAUUUCGUCAACUGUGGACGUUUGUUGCCUUCCUUUUUUUGCUAUCAUCAUGCGAGGUACUGACGAUCAGUUGUAACCACUGUUAUUUAUAUCACUGUAGUGUUUCAUAAAUAAAACCUCAGAAAGCUGA
This is a messenger RNA of Mugil cephalus (flathead mullet), 3138 nucleotides long. It is a transcript of the gene limk2, whose product is annotated as LIM domain kinase 2. Gene Ontology annotation, biological process: actin cytoskeleton organization; protein phosphorylation. Gene Ontology annotation, molecular function: protein serine/threonine kinase activity; protein binding; ATP binding. The record is from RefSeq and is a predicted model, not a curated record. Lineage: Eukaryota; Metazoa; Chordata; Actinopteri; Mugiliformes; Mugilidae. Gene Ontology annotation, cellular component: cytoplasm; nucleus.